AUGGUGAUGAGCACCAUCCUUUCUCAGGGCAAGAAAAAAAGAACCAAAAAGAGUAAUGUUCAGGUUGGGAGGAAGAAAGCAAACAAAGGUGAUGCUGGUGAUGAAGCAGACACUCCAAGAACCAGAAGAGCACUAGCAAGGGAAGCUACAGCAAAAGCAAGGAGGGAUGUUGAAGAAGCUGAACUCAAGGCUGCGGUAGCAAGACAAGCAACAGAAGCAGCAGCUAGGGAAGAAAUUGAGGCUACAAGAAAUGAGUUAUCUGCAACUCAUGCACAGGAAGAUGUCCUGGAAGCCUUGGCUCUAGAAGUUGAUGUCCCAGAAACUACAAAAGCUAGGAGGAACCUAUUCUCAGAAGAUGAACUGCAAAUUGAGCCUGUCAAGAAAAUGACACCUAGGAAGAAGAAGUUGACAAAGAAAGUGGCCCCCGACUUGGAACGUGGGGCGUAUGGUGUUGUGGCAGGGCUUGGAUGUGUUGGAGAUAGUGUCGGUAGAAGGCAUUCUUCUCGUAAGAACGGAUUCUUCGUAACAAGCAGUUCGUCAGCCUCAGUAGAACGCUCUACCCAGGAGUUGGGCACAGCGGGUCCAGGGGAGUGGAGUGGGGAUGCGAUACACCGGCGUUUCCUUGAAUUUUAUGCAGCCCAUGGCCACAAGAUCCUUCCGAGCUCGUCACUUGUGCCUGACGACCCAACCCUGUUCCUCACCAUAGCAGGGAUGCUUCAGUUCAAGCCUAUAUUUCUCAGCAAGGAACCUAGGCGUGUGCCAUGCGCCACUACCUCUCAGAAAUGCAUACGAACAAACGACAUUGAAAAUGUGGGACGCACUGCUCGACAUCAGACCUUCUUUGAAAUGCUUGGGAACUUCAGUUUUGGUGAUUACUUCAAGAAAGAAGCAACCGCAUGGGCAUGUGAGCUGGCAACCAAGGAGUAUGGAUUACCUGCAGAAAGGUUGUGGAUUAGUGUUUUUGAAGAUGACAAUGAAGCAUUCGACAUCUGGCACAAUGAGGUUGGUGUACCAAAAGAGCGGAUAAAGAGGAUGGGUGCAGAAGAUAACUUUUGGACUAGCGGCGCAACCGGACCCUGUGGACCAUGCUCUGAAAUUUAUUACGAUUUCUAUCCUGAGAGAGGAUCAUCAGAUGCGGAUUUGGGCGAUGAUAGCCGAUUCAUUGAAUUCUACAAUCUUGUCUUUAUGCAAUACAAUAAAAGGGACGACGGAUCUCUAGAACCGUUGAAACAAAAGAACAUUGAUACAGGAAUGGGUCUUGAGCGUAUGGCACGCAUUCUUCAAAAGGUUCCAAACAACUAUGAGACAGACUUGAUUUUCCCAAUUAUAGAAAAGGCAGCUAGCAUGGCGAUGGUAUCCUAUGCUAAAACUGAUGAUGCCACAAAGACAAAUCUCAAGAUAAUUGGAGAUCACAUGAGAGCAGUUGUUUAUCUCAUAUCAGACGGGGUAAUUCCCUCAAAUAUUGGGAGAGGAUACGUUGUUCGAAGGCUAAUAAGAAGAGUAGUUCGGAUUGGUAGAUUGAUAGGAAUAAGAGGUGAUGGGCAUGGAAAUUCUGGAGGUGCAUUGUUACCUUCACUAGCUGAGACUUUGGAAAGAGGCGAAAAGUUAUUAGAUGAACUUCUAGAUGAGGCUUUAUUAAGUGCGGGUAAUAAUGGAGAUAAACCUUCCCUAUCUGGAAAAGAUGUUUUCCUUUUGUACGAUACAUAUGGUUUUCCAGUAGAGAUUACAGCUGAAAUAGCAAGUGAACAAGGUGUUACUGUUGAUAUUGAGGGAUUUGAUAUUGAAAUGGAAAACCAGAGGAAACAAUCUCAAGCCGCUCAUAAUGUAGUCAAGCUUUCUGUAGGAAAUGAGACUGAGAUAGUCAAGAGCAUCCUCGAUACUGAAUUUUUGGGAUAUGACUCUCUCUCUGCUUCUGCCAUUGUUAAAGGUCUCCUAGUUAAUGGAAACCCAGUUAAUGAAGUUUCUGAAGGUUCUGAAGUAGAAAUAUUAUUAGAUCGGACACCAUUCUAUGCUGAAUCAGGCACAAUUAAGCAAGGGUCUGUAGAGGUUGGCAAGGAAGUAGAUGCUUCUGUUGAUGCAAAAUUGAGGCAGGGGGCUAAGGCCCAUCACACUGCAACACAUCUACUACAAUCUGCUCUUAAAAGUGUGGUUGGUUCAGAAACUUCACAGGCUGGUUCCCUUGUGGCAUUUGACCGUCUUCGAUUUGACUUCAAUUUCCAUCGCCCACUUUCUGACGAGGAAUUAACAACAAUUGAAUCGCUUGUAAACCAAUGGAUUGGCAAUGCAGCACAUCUUGAGACAAAAGUCAUGGCUUUGCAAGAUGCAAAAAAUGCUGGUGCUAUUGCAAUGUUCGGAGAAAAAUACGGUGAACAGGUCAGAGUCGUAGAGGUCCCUGGUGUCUCAUUGGAACUCUGGUGGGACUCACAACAAGGAAUAGCUUCUGGGGUCAGAAGGAUAGAAGCAGUUGCAGGUGAUGCUUUUGUUGACUAUGUUUGUGCUCGGGACAACUACAUGCGGCGCUUAUGCUCAUCCCUUAAGGUUAAGGCUGAAGAUGUGAACGGUAGAGUAGAAACAAUUCUCGAGGAGCUAAGAGCAACCAGAAACGAAGUAUCAUCUCUACGCAGCAAAAUUGCAGUGCUAAAAGCAGUUUCUCUUGCAAGUAAAGCUACAACUGUGGAACCCCAGAAUGUCAGGAUUGUGGUUGAGAACAUGGGUGAUGUAGACGCAGAUGGGCUGAAAAGCGCAGCGGAGUAUCUCAUAGAUACCCUCCAAGACCCUGCUGCGGUGAUUUUAGGAUCAAGCCCAGGGGAUGGUAAAGUCAGCCUGGUUGCUGCCUUCAGCCCUGCAGUCGUCAAAUUGGGACUGCAGGCAGGGAAGUUCGUGGGUGGCAUAGCCAAACUCUGCGGCGGAGGCGGUGGAGGCAAGCCCAACUUUGCCCAAGCUGGGGGGCGGAAGCCGGAGAACUUGCCGCACGCCCUUGAGAAAGCCCGAGUUGAAAUUGUGGCAGGGGUAUCAAGUCCGAGCUGA
This is a messenger RNA of Miscanthus lutarioriparius, 3027 nucleotides long. NCBI's taxonomy places the organism in Eukaryota, Viridiplantae, Streptophyta, Magnoliopsida, Poales, Poaceae. The record is from the annotation of a GenBank genome assembly.